This is a messenger RNA of Protobothrops mucrosquamatus (brown spotted pit viper), 1191 nucleotides long. RefSeq names its product interferon-inducible GTPase 5-like. The transcript has a single exon. Gene Ontology annotation, molecular function: GTP binding; GTPase activity. NCBI's taxonomy places the organism in Eukaryota, Metazoa, Chordata, Lepidosauria, Squamata, Viperidae. The record is from RefSeq and is a predicted model, not a curated record. The coding region runs from base 1 to 1191 and encodes 396 amino acids. Gene Ontology annotation, cellular component: membrane.
AUGGGCAAUACAAUUGUAAAGGAUAUUGUAAAGAGAGAUUUUGAAGACUUAAAGAGAGAUUUGGAUGAAGGCAGUAUCCCUGAAGUUGCAGCUAAAUACCAAAAAAGCUUAAAUGAAAUGCAAAAUCUCCCCCUUAAUAUUGCAGUUACUGGACAGACAGGAUCUGGUAAAUCCUCCUUUGUCAAUGCCUUCCGGGGUGUAAGUGAUGAUGAUGAUGAUACGGCAGCCAAGGUUGGGCCUUUAGAAGAAACCAUGAAGCCAAAGGCAUUUCCUCACCCCUCUUUUCCUAAUAUGAAAUUAUGGGAUCUUCCAGGAAUUGGAACACCUAAAUUUCAGGCAACGGAAUAUCUGAAGAAGGUCCAAUUUGAAAAAUAUGAUUUCUUUAUUAUUAUUAUCUCCAUUCGCUUAACUGAAAAUGAUGCUUUCCUGGCAAAGGAAAUAAAAAGAAUGGGAAGGAAGUUUUACUUUGUGUGCAGCAAAAUAGAUGCCAGUAUACAAAGUGAAAAGAGGAAAGGAAAUUUCAAUAUGGAGAAAGCCCUGGAGACCAUAAGGAAUUACUGCAAAGAUAAUUUGAAAAGCCUAGGUGAGCCUUCUGCAAGAGUAUUCCUGAUCUCCAGCUGGGAGGUGCACAUGUAUGAUUUCCCUCUCCUGCGAGAGACAAUGGCCGCUGAACUUCCUGAGCACAAGAAGAAUAUUUUCACACUAUCUGUGCAUAUUUUCUCAAAAAAUGAAUUGAUGAAGAAAAAAGAACUAAUGGAAUCCUAUAUAAAAAAGGUAGCUUGGGUAUCUUGCGUUUGUGGAGCGGUGCCUGUCCCGGGACUCUCUAUGGCUUGUGAUAUUGUAAUUUUGGUAGAUACUCUGAAAUAUUUCUGCAAGGUGUUUGGCUUAGACGACCAGUCCCUCCGUUUUCUGGCAGCUCAGACGGGAAAAGAAUUUAAAGAGCUGAAGUCAGCUAUCAAGAAAACCCCGUUAGGCAAUGUGAUCGAUGCAGAAUUGGUAUUUUCUCUCUUGACGAGGUCAUCUAUUUGGGUAGCUGUGUCGCUUGUGGAACUGGCUCUUGAUUUUAUACCUGUUAUUGGGUCUGUGUUUGGUGGAGCAAGUUCAUAUGUUAUCACGUAUCGUUUUCUGAACAGCUUUCUUGAUGAUACUUUGGAAGAUGCCCAAAAUGUUCUAGCAAAAUUUAUUGAGUGA